Messenger RNA from Ochotona curzoniae (black-lipped pika), 1560 nucleotides. RefSeq names its product delta like non-canonical Notch ligand 1 (gene DLK1). Gene Ontology annotation, cellular component: membrane. NCBI's taxonomy places the organism in Eukaryota, Metazoa, Chordata, Mammalia, Lagomorpha, Ochotonidae. The transcript is spliced from 5 exons. The coding region runs from base 168 to 1316 and encodes 382 amino acids. Gene Ontology annotation, biological process: negative regulation of Notch signaling pathway. The record is from RefSeq and is a predicted model, not a curated record. Gene Ontology annotation, molecular function: calcium ion binding.
UGGCAGCGGUGGCUGAGAGCGCAGCGCGCAGCCCGGUGCAGCCCUGGCUUUCCCCUCGCCGCACGCCCGCGCCCCCUUCAGUGUCCGCAACCAGAAGCCCAGCGCGGCGCCCGGAGCCGGAUCUGCGCCUGCACCUCUCCCUGGACCGCGCCCCCGACCGCCCCGCGAUGACCGCGACCGGAGCCCUCCUGCCCGUCCUGUUGCUCCUGCUGGCUUUCGGCCACAGCUCUUCUGGGGCUGAAUGCUUCCCGGCCUGUGACCCCCUAAAUGGAGUCUGCGAGGAUCACAUCUGCAGGUGCCAGCCUGGCUGGCAAGGCCCCCUGUGUGACCAGUGCGUGACCUCUCCCGGAUGCGUGAACGGAUUCUGUGAGGAGCCCUGGCAGUGCCUCUGCCAGGAGGGCUGGGACGGAAAGCUGUGCGACACAGAUGUCCGGGCCUGCACCUCUGGCCCCUGCGCCAACAACGGCACCUGCGUGAACCUGGAUGACGGCCGGUACGAGUGUUCCUGCAUCCCCGGCUACUCGGGCCAGGACUGCCAGCAGAAGGCUGGACCCUGCGUGGUCAACGGUUCCCCCUGCCAGCACGGCGGCACCUGUGUGGACGACGAGGGCCGGGCCUCCCAUGCCUCCUGCCUGUGCCCUCCUGGCUUCUCAGGCAACUUCUGCGAGAUUGUGGCCAACAGCUGCACCCCCAACCCGUGCGAGAACGACGGUGUGUGCACCGACAUCGGGGGCGACUUCCGCUGCCGCUGCCCGGCUGGCUUCGUCGACAAGACCUGCAGCCGCCCAGUGACCAACUGUGCCAGCCAGCCCUGCCAGAAUGGGGGUACCUGCCUGCAGCACACCCAGGUGAGCUACGAGUGUCUCUGCCAGGCCGAGUUCACGGGCCCCACCUGUGCCAAGAAGCGCGCGCCGAACCCCCAGCAGGUCACCCGCCUGCCCAGUGGCCAGGGGCUCACCUACCGCCUGAGUCCCGGGGUGCCGGAGCUGCCCGUGUCGCAGCCCGAGCACCGCACCCUCAAGGUGUCCAUGAAAGAGCUCAACAAGAGUACCCCUCUCCUCACCGAGGGCCAGGCCAUCUGCUUCACUGUCCUGGGUGUGCUCACCAGCCUGGUGGUGCUGGGCACCGUGGGCAUCAUCUUCCUCAACAAGUGCGAGACCUGGGUGUCCAAUCUGCGCUGCCACCACAUGCUGCGCAAGAAGAAGAACCUGCUGCUGCAGUACAACAGCGGCGAGGACCUGGCGGUCAACAUCAUCAUCCCGGAGAAGAUCGACAUGGCCACCUUCAGCAAGGAGGCCAGCGAGGAGGAGAUCUGAGCGGCCGCGUCCCUGUGGGCCCCCUCCCGUGCGCGGGGUUCCGCGGAGCCCACUCUAUGCGGUCGGUCCUCAUCCUCGUGGUGGAGUUUGCCAUCUUGUGUGUGGAGUCCGGUGAACGCUACGCUUACAUUUAUUGUCUGUGUGUGGCUGUGUGACAAACGCACCUGCUAAGAGAAUCCUCCCUCCUCAUGCAUGACUCCCCCACCCACCACCCUACGAGAAUAAUAAGAAUUUCAUCUUUAAA